AUGCAGUUCAAGAUAGAAAUCAUCGUACUCUUUCUUCUUUUCGGCUAUAAAGUCACACUGGCAUUAUCAUCUACUGAGGAUGAUGGAGAAGAGCCUUGGUAUAGCAAAGCCUGCAAAUGUGAUUGUCAAGGCAAUUCCAAUUCAUUAUGGUCAUCUGGAGCAACUAGCUUAGGCUGUAUGCCAGAAUGCCCAUACCAUAAACCUUUGGGCUUUGAAUCUGGAGUUGUUACUCCAGACCAAAUCAGUUGCUCCAAUCCAGAACAGUACAUAGGAUGGUAUUCUUCAUGGACAGCAAACAAGGCACGUCUCAAUAGCCAAGGCUAUGGGUGUGCGUGGCUCUCCAAAUAUCAAGACAGCAGUCAGUGGCUACAGAUAGACUUGAAAGAGAUCAAGGUGAUUUCAGGGAUCCUCACACAGGGACGCUGUGAUGCUGAUGAAUGGAUGACUAAAUACAGUGUACAGUACCGGACUGACGAGGGCUCAAACUGGGUUUAUUACAAGGACCAGACUGGCAACAAUCGAGUGUUCUAUGGGAACUCAGACAGAACAUCCUCUGUCCAGAAUCUCUUAAGGCCUCCCAUUGUUUCCCGAUACAUCCGUUUAAUUCCCUUGGGCUGGCAUGUGCGGAUCGCCAUCAGGAUGGAGCUGUUGGAGUGCAUGAGUAAAUGUGUUUAGCAUUGCUGAAGAGCAAUGUAGGACAAGAUUAGAUAGAUCAAAAAUGGUCUUUCAGAAGAAAAAUGAAUAAGUAUACUGCUAGGUAGAAGUGUUGAAUUUUGCAAAGUCUUAGAUAUCAGAACCCCUCGCCUAAACUUCUUUUGAACUUUUCACCUUCAAAAAAAAAAGGAAUAGCAUUUUAUAAGUGGUUUAGAUUUCACAAGACACCUGUCUCCUGCAACCAGCACCUACUAAAAGAUGGAAGAAAGCACUUUUCCCAAAGCCAGUUUCUUGAGGAAAGGAUACAUUAACAAUUUAUCUGUUGAAAUCUUUCCUUGGGUGUCAGUAAUCUGAGGAAAAGUGUAAUUUCAGUGGGGUCAUAAGUUGCCUGAAGGUGUAGGUUUUCUUUUAACAAACUACCAAAUUAAAAACCAGCACAAAUCUUGUGAACCUGCAGUUCAGGUUAGGGUGAUAGCUUACCAGUCAUCUCACAAUUAUCCACCAAGUGAGGGCAAUUACUUUUUCUUCAGUUGUGGUCUAAAACUAUUUUAGUGACAUUUUAGGUGAGUACUGAUUAUGAUUAGAUGGCAUAGAUAUGUGUGUGAGUAAAUAAUGGCACAUUCAUACUUGUAGUUCUGUGAAAUAAAGGGUUGGGCCCUAUUUCUUGGCUCAGAAUCAUUCUAAUGAAUCUGAUCAUUCUUUUGCUUGGCUCUCCUGAGUGGAGAUAAAUCAAAUGAGAGCUCACUGUCAUUCUACAAUCCAAUUUGUACCACAAUGCUGGUAGUUCUUUAUUCUGUUACACAGGGAAUCACUGCAAGAUCAUGGACCCCUCUUCCCUGCUGCUCUGCUUAGGGGACACUAUUUAGUACUGGAGAUAAAAGGGACCCACGAAGUGUUAGCAGGGCUGCAGUUCAGAAAAUUAGAGGAAGAACUGGGCUCUGAGCACCAGUACACACCUGAAGUGAGAAUCUUUUCUCUAGGCUGAUAAUUCAUACUAUGAUUCACCACCACCAACAAAAUGUUGGCUCAAAGUAGACUACCUGCCCUCACGUAAGAAGUGGCUUUUUAUAUGCUAC
Phascolarctos cinereus (koala) is the source of this 1730-nucleotide messenger RNA. Lineage: Eukaryota; Metazoa; Chordata; Mammalia; Diprotodontia; Phascolarctidae. The record is from RefSeq and is a predicted model, not a curated record.